CAUUAAGUAACGAUGAGUGCGACAAGACAAUUUCUUUUUAUCGCCAUCGUAUUUCUUCUCUUCCCAUCGUCACUGCGGCAAUUUAUCGCGGCUGCUGCUAAUGACAAAAUCAACGACAACGUAAAAAUAUUCGGUGGCGUUGCUGCCGAUAUUUCGUCGGUGCCGUUUCUGCUGUCACUACGCUACCGUGCAACGCACUUUUGUGCCGCCAAUGCCAUAACGCCCUUCUGGAGUGUAACUGCGGCCCAUUGUCUGCACACGUAUCCACCUCCAUCGUCGAUAAGUGUGCGUGUCGGAAGUACAAAUCGUAUCAGUGGCGGAACAAUCUUGCCCAUUGAGCGGUACCAUAUACAUCCAAAAUAUGACAGGAUAUUAAUUCGGUAUGACGUUGCGGUUCUGCGGACGACCACAGCAAUGCCAAUUCCAAGGUUUGCGAUAUUGCCAUCAGUGAAUGCUUCCUACUUGACGGGCACCAAAGUGACUGUCAUGGGAUGGGGAAAUACGGAAAACGGAACUCUUGCCCUCAAUUUGCUCCAGGUACAAAUCCCAAUUGUCUCUGGUUUUAGAUGCAAACUCGCAUGGUGGCAAUAUUAUACGGAGACCUCGUUGUGUGCCGGUCGCGUAAAUAAAGACAGUUGUACCGGAGACUCGGGCGGCGGCCUAUGGCUCAAUAAAACGAUUCUUGUGGGUGUCGUUUCAUUCGGUUCGGAAAAGUGCGGCAGUAGAAAGCCGGGCGUCUACACGAAGAUUUCGCAUCCUGACGUAUUAAAUUUUGUUAAAAACACAACGGGGAUUAAUUAACAAAAAACGAAAUUGCGUGUUAGGCAGAAAUAAAACAUGUACACAAAAAUAAAAGAAUAAUGAGAGAAAGAUUUUAAUAAAAUAAAAGGGUGCUGUUCUUUUGUGAUAGCUCCAACAAAAUCUUCA
Messenger RNA from Culicoides brevitarsis, 927 nucleotides. Its product is annotated as trypsin 3A1-like. Gene Ontology annotation, molecular function: serine-type endopeptidase activity. The coding region runs from base 13 to 801 and encodes 262 amino acids. The record is from RefSeq and is a predicted model, not a curated record. NCBI's taxonomy places the organism in Eukaryota, Metazoa, Arthropoda, Insecta, Diptera, Ceratopogonidae. The transcript is spliced from 3 exons. Gene Ontology annotation, biological process: proteolysis.